UACAAGAACACUAACACACACCAGAAACGAGCUAGACAGCUUCCGGCCAUGGCUCCGGCGGCUAAGAAUGACACCGGGGCAAACGUCCCGCUCCUUCAGGAGCUGGGUGGGCCUUCGGAGAAAGGUGGGUCGGUUUCCGGGGCAGUGUUCAACGUGUCCACAAGCAUUAUUGGUGCCGGAAUAAUGUCCAUUCCGGCGACUCUCAAGGUCUUAGGUGUGGUUCCGGCGUUUGUUUCUAUCGUGUUGAUUGGAUUUCUGGUGGAUAUAUCGGUUAAGUUCUUGAUGAAGUUUACGUACUCCGGCGAGUCCACGACUUACGCUGGCCUAAUGAAGGAGUCAUUUGGACGUGUUGGUUCUGUUGCUGUGCAGAUUUGUGUUAUGAUCACUAAUCUUGGGUGUUUGAUCAUUUAUCUCAUUAUUAUCGGAGAUGUACUCUCAGGGAAAGGACCAGCUCACUUGGGUGUUUUGCAAGAAUGGUUUGGGGUUCACUGGUGGAACACUCGUGCUGUUGCAGUCCUCUUCAUUGUCGUGUUCGUUAUGCUUCCACUGGUCCUGUUUCGACGUGUAGAAUCGUUGCGGUUCAGUUCAGCGGUAUCGGUUCUUCUUGCAGUGGUGUUUGUUGGGAUAUGCUCAGUGAUGGCAAUCUCUGCACUUUUGGAAGGUAAAACAGAGAGUCCGAGAUUGCUUCCUCAGUUGGACAAUGGAGCUUCUUUCUUCAAUCUGUUCACUGCUGUUCCGGUCAUUGUCACAGCUUUCACCUUUCAUUUCAAUGUUCAUCCAAUUGGAGUUGAGCUUGGAAAACCAGCAGACAUGGCCUUAGCAGUCAGAAUUUCUCUAGUCCUCUGUGCUACUAUCUACUUUGCAAUUGGCAUUUUUGGGUACCUCCUCUUUGGAGAUUCUAUAAUGUCAGACAUUCUAGUCAAUUUUGAUCAGACCCCAGGUGGUUCAGCAAUUGGGUCAUUGCUGAAUGACAUAGUUAGACUGAGCUAUGCACUUCACCUAAUGCUGGUGUUUCCUCUCUUGAACUUCUCUCUGAGGUCCAACAUUGAUGAAUUUCUUUUUCCCAAGAGAGGUCUUUUGGCAAGGGACAACAAAAGAUUUGUGUCUCUCACUUUUGUUUUGUUGGUUGUCUCUUACAUUGCUGCGAUUGCCAUUCCCAAUAUAUGGUACUUCUUCCAGUUCAUGGGUUCUACUGCUGCUGUCUGCCUUGCCUUUAUAUUUCCAGGUGCAAUUGCUCUCAGGUACUCUCUCUCCCGCUCUCUCUCUCAAAUAGGUGAUUUGUCACUUUGGUCUUCAUUAACCACACACUUCAAGAGACAUUUUUGA
Messenger RNA from Ilex paraguariensis (yerba mate), 1326 nucleotides. Lineage: Eukaryota; Viridiplantae; Streptophyta; Magnoliopsida; Aquifoliales; Aquifoliaceae. The record is from the annotation of a GenBank genome assembly.